CAUUCCCCAUUCAAACCAUUUCUGUACGGGCAGAAGAAAUGUCUAGAAGGUUCGGAAAGAGAAAGGAAGAGAAUGAAUACGCUUCUGAAGGCGACAAUCCUCCUAAGAAAGCUUCCAGAACCGAUGAUUCUGACGAUGAAGAUGGCAUCGUCGUUUGUGAGAUUUCUAAGAAUCGAAGAGUAACAGUUAGGAGCUUUGGAGGAAGGAUAAUGGUGGAUAUUCGAGAGUUUUAUGUGAAAGAUGGCAAGCAAAUGCCCGGCAGAAAAGGCAUCUCAUUGAGCAUGGAUCAGUGGAAUGUACUGAGAGAGCAUGCAGAUGAAAUUGACGAGGCUGUUGCUGAGAACAGCUAAAUGUUGGAUGUGGCUAUCAUGUAGUUGGGUGUAUAAUGGAAUCGAAACUAGUAGAUGUUUUUCCUUGGUACUGUUGUAGAUUAGAUUAUGGAUAAAGCAAACAUGUUGUAGUACAGUUUGGUGUCCUAUAUCCAUGUACUCUUUUCUCGACUUACGUUCUUCUAUAUGCAUGUGGGCGGCGGUGUAACUUA
Solanum tuberosum (potato) is the source of this 541-nucleotide messenger RNA. RefSeq names its product RNA polymerase II transcriptional coactivator KIWI-like. Gene Ontology annotation, biological process: positive regulation of transcription initiation by RNA polymerase II. Gene Ontology annotation, molecular function: DNA binding; transcription coactivator activity. Lineage: Eukaryota; Viridiplantae; Streptophyta; Magnoliopsida; Solanales; Solanaceae. Bases 39 to 350 code for a protein of 103 amino acids. The record is from RefSeq and is a predicted model, not a curated record. The transcript is spliced from 3 exons.